Messenger RNA from Aphanomyces astaci, 1408 nucleotides. RefSeq lists its product as hypothetical. The coding region runs from base 45 to 1334 and encodes 429 amino acids. NCBI's taxonomy places the organism in Eukaryota, Oomycota, Saprolegniomycetes, Saprolegniales, Verrucalvaceae. Gene Ontology annotation, molecular function: clathrin binding. Gene Ontology annotation, biological process: clathrin coat disassembly; clathrin-dependent endocytosis. Gene Ontology annotation, cellular component: intracellular membrane-bounded organelle; vesicle; cytoplasm. The record is from RefSeq and is a predicted model, not a curated record. The transcript is spliced from 3 exons.
UAGCAUUUUGCCAGCAUCUCUUCCUGCGAGGGGAUCUUAGGUACAUGGACACUUCCAGCACCAGCGCGUGGGCGUUCUACUACCUGCAGGCCGAGGACGGCGAGGAUAGAUCGCACCCGAACGCGUUCCGUAUCCCCAAAGCGAGUCCCGGAGCCGACAUCACCCUUGCCGACGUGCACAAGCACUUCCCACUGGCGAACCCACAUGCGUUUCAUUUCCGAUUCCGCAUCAACAGUGCCAAGGGAGACACGUUCUUCUGGAUCGACAUCACGUCUCCGUCCCAAGUCGUGCCUCUCGUGAACGGUCGCGUGAUCUCCAAGGUGCUGCGUCUCCAGCGACCGGUCAAGGUUGGCCUCGUGUUGCAUCGCAAGCCCGUCCUCAAAUGGAUCGACUCGUUGCCUUCCAAACCGACUUCGUCUCUGUCAUCUGUGCAACCCAUCUCUUCCCAGCGAACCAACACCAACUCGUCCAUCGACCGACCGCAAAAGUACUCGGACGCGUCCUCGUCGCCAGGUCCACCCGCGCCGCCCGCUCGUCCUCCCCCAGCAGCCACAGCUCCGUCCUCGUCCAAGCCGUCCACAGAAAGCACAGAGUCCUUCGAAGACUUCUUGUCUGGAGGCGGCGCUCCUUCCAAACCAGCUCCCGACGUGGUCGAUCUCAUGGGGUCAGGUACAGCAGCGACCACAUGGCCGAACAAAACGCAGCCGCCGUCUCCUUCGUUGCCCCCUCCGUCCACCACCCCUCGUCCGACAACCCCUCCGAAACCGGCGGCGGCGGCCAAGAACUUUGAAGACGACUGCGGCCAGACCGUCGGUCCCGUGUCGCUGGCCGAGAUGGAGAAGCACAAGGUGAGCUCCGACGGCACGCAAGUGUACAACCCAGAUCUCGUGGACAAGUCGACCAAAUCGUCGGCGGUGCGCGCCGCCAUGGAGGAGCGGGAGCGCACCAAGGCGGCCGAGAUUGAGCGGGCGCGGCAGGACCUGCUCCGUCGGGAUGACGAAAAGGCCGCGAUGGACAACGCCAAGGCGCACAGCGUGACCGUGCUCGGUCCCAAGAUGAAGGCAUGGGCAGAAGACAACGGCCGCAAGAAAAAUAUCCGCACGCUGCUAAGUACCAUGCACCACGUGAUGUGGCCAGAUUCAAAGUGGAUCGAGGUGAAUAUGGGCAAACUGCUCAUGCCGAACGAUGUCAAGAAGGUGUACCGCCGAGCGAUCAUGGUGGUGCACCCAGACAAGGCGGGCGGCCGGACUCCCGAUCAGCUUGUGGUUGCUGAGCGCAUUUUCGAUGCACUCAACACGGCCUGGGAUGAGUUUUCACGAACAGAACUGAAAUAAUCACCAGUUAUAGUUGCCAUUGCAUAUGAAGGUUCAGGUGUUUGUUUACAAGGUGUGUUGCGUUGAGUGUAUGG